CCCAGUCCACACGCACCAAGACGCGCUGCCACCGCUCAUUUUGCGCGUGGCCAGCGAGGGAAUCCCCCCCAACCCCCAGCCCCCACCAACACGGCCGGCGCCUUCGUGUCUUCCCACAACAAAAAUAAUCAGUAACCCACGCGUGGGGGACUUCUUAUUUCGCAGUAUGUCUUGACACAGCGGAACGGGGCUACUUUUUUAACAAUCCUCACAUUUUGCAACUUCGAUCAGAACUUUUUCGUGAAUGAGGCAGCCUCCAAAUGACGUCGAGAUGGCUUUAGGAGGGACCCUGCUGCCAUCCAUUUCCACCUUCACCAGCCCCGCUGUCAAGACCAAAACCAUAGUAAGUACCAACCUAAGAUGGAAGGAGGAGCUGUCCCAUCUUAAGCGACUCAGCGUGCCAAGUGGAAGCUCGGACCCAGACCAUCCUACUGCCACCUGCACCACAAGCCCCAGCAUGUCCAAGAAAGACAGUGAGCCUGACCUGGACUUGGACUAUGACUUCAUUCUGUCCAACUCCAUGCUCCAGCAGCAGCAACAGCAGCAGCAGCAACAGCAGGACGAUGUCAUGGCGUGCGGUUCCAUCCAAGCCUUGCCACCCAGCUCGCCCGGUUCUUUCUCUUCCUCCUACCCGCUGCUGCCGCCGUCCCCUCAGGGCUCAGCCGAGUUGCUCUACACCAUACCGGACAUCAGUGACGUCUCGCCGUCCGGGGGCUUUGUGGCGGAACUCAUGAGACCCGAACUGGACCCGGCGUACCUCCACCCCACCAGCCUGCACGGCAAGUUCGUGGUCAAGACCACGGUGGACCUGGGGCAGUACAGCCCCAAGAUUUGCGUUAGCGCAGCGCCAGACCGCCCCUCUUCACGGGCGUCGCCGCCCUUUACGUGCCACCGGAUAAAGCAGGAGGCCCCUAGUAACUGUACCAUCUCACAAUCAAUGGACCUGCACCGGCAGCGGCCUGGCCAGCUGGAGCUACACGGCUUUCCCGGAAACGGGGGUCGCUCCUCCAUGACGGGUGGCGGCCGCCUGUCCUCGUCCUCGUCGCUCUCCCCAGAUCACCCCCUCAGCCGUGAGCACCAGGUGUUGGGCCACCCUCACGCUCAGAUUCCUCUACCUCCCCACGGAUACCACCACAGCUCACCGCAGGGAUACACCGCCUACCCUCAGCCCACCGCCAUGCAGCAGUACCAAGACCCCCUCAUGGUCUCCAGCGGUGAUUGCUUACCAGAGGAGCCCAAGCCUAAGCGCGGGCGGCGCUCGUGGCCCCGGAAGCGCGUCGCCACGCACACCUGUGAUUACGUCGGCUGCGGGAAGACGUACACCAAGAGCUCGCACCUCAAAGCGCAUCACCGCACGCACACAGGAGAGAAGCCUUACCAUUGUGACUGGGAGGGCUGCGGCUGGAAGUUUGCACGCUCCGACGAGUUGACGCGCCACUACAGGAAGCACACAGGCCACCGGCCGUUCCAGUGCCAGAAAUGUGAUCGGGCCUUCUCCAGAUCGGACCACCUGGCCCUCCACAUGAAGAGACACUUAUGAGGAGGAAAGCGAAAAAACAAAACUACAAAACACAGACAUUCAAAUGACAUGCUGUGGCGUUCACAGCUAAAGACAAUCAAGACGAGACCUGCGAACGUAGGUCGGAACGGGACCCAAAACUGGAAGUCAACUUUAUUUAUGUGACCAAACUCAAAGAGGACCAGCAACUGGAAUCUCACAUGGAAAUACUCCAAAGACCUUCAUUAAAUUGCCAAUGACACUGUAUUAUUAAUACCUAGCUAUAUUUAUACAUAUUCACAUUUUACCUGUCACCUCAGGUGCUGUGUGAAUUAAUUUAUACUAACUGGUGCUCAGUGACUUUUGCCCAAAAAAGGUACCAAAGAAG
Syngnathus acus (greater pipefish) is the source of this 1886-nucleotide messenger RNA. RefSeq names its product Kruppel-like factor 4 (gene klf4). NCBI's taxonomy places the organism in Eukaryota, Metazoa, Chordata, Actinopteri, Syngnathiformes, Syngnathidae. Gene Ontology annotation, molecular function: RNA polymerase II cis-regulatory region sequence-specific DNA binding; DNA-binding transcription factor activity, RNA polymerase II-specific. Bases 245 to 1540 code for a protein of 431 amino acids. The record is from RefSeq and is a predicted model, not a curated record. The transcript has 5 exons. Gene Ontology annotation, biological process: regulation of transcription by RNA polymerase II.